UAGAAUCUAUUUGUUAUUUCCGGUUUAUGACACAUGGUUCGAAAUGAACAGUGUUCCAUGUCUUUCAUGGAUCCCGAGGGGAAUAGCAAAAACAGUCCCAUUUAAGCUUAAAAUCGACAAGGAUGAGUUGAAGCAGGUGAUAGAAGAUACGAGAGAUGCACUUCAUGCCAUUGACAGCGAAGAUGAAGCAGCUGGUGAUGAUGAAAUGCAAAAUGGUGCAACAGCUCGUGCCACUGGCAAGAGAAAACACACAGAAAAAAACAGUAAAAUGGAAGAUGAUGACAUCAUGAGAAAAUAUGAUCUAGAUGAUUAUGAUGAUGAAGACAAUGAUUUCAAUCCACUGUCUGGCAUUGGUUGUUAUGCACAAUUUGCAUCAAAUGAAGAUGAUCCAUAUGUGACAGCAAAGCAUAAUAGUGACAGCGAAGAUGAAGAUUUUGAAAUUCAGCCAACCGACAAUCUGAUUGUUGCAGGUCGAGCACAAAAAGAUCAUUGCCUUCUUGAGGUGUAUGUGUACAAUGAAGAUCAUGGACAGCUGUUUGUGCAUCACGAGUACUUUCUGCCGACAUUUCCCCUCACUCUGGAGUGGAUGAAUAUAAAUCCAUCUUCAGAAUCUACAGGUAACUUUGUGGCUGUUGGGUCCAUGGAACCUGUCAUUGAGAUUUGGAACCUGGAUGUUGUGGAUAGCUUUGAGCCAGACCUUUUUCUUGGAGAAAAAAAACACAAGAAGAAGAAGAAAAAAAAGCUGUCUUCUCAGCAAACAUCCCACACAGAUGCAGUGUUGGAUUUAUCAUGGAAUACUAUUCAAAGAAAUAUUUUGGCGAGUGCAUCGGCAGACUUUACAGUUGGACUCUGGGAUUUGUUGACAUUACAAAUGGCCACUUCUAUCAACCAACACUCUGAAAAGGUUCAAUGUGUACAGUGGCAUCCUCAUGAAUCUGAGUCACUGCUGACUGGGUCAUUUGACAAAACAGUAAAGGUAUUUGAUUGUCGAAGUCCAAAUGAUGCUAACAAGACAUGGCAGCUAGAAGGAGAGGUGGAGAGAGUUUUAUGGGAUCACUUUUCCCCUGUCAAUUUUUAUGCUACCAAUGAUAAAGGAACAGUGUUUUACCUUGACAUGAGACAAGAUAAAAAACCAGUAUUUACACUAGCAGCUCAUAAUGAAGCUGUGACUGGUUUAUCUCUAAGCACACAAAUUGCUGGUCUUCUCGUCACAACUUCCUCUGACAAAAACAUGAAAGUUUGGGAUGUUCAAGACAACAAACCUUCUCUUGUUCUGGAACGGAAUCUACGCAUGAAUGAACUGCUUUGUGUCAGCUGUUGUCCAGAAGCUCCAUUCGUGUUUGCAUUUGGGGGUGAUAAAGAUUUGAAGGUGUGGGAUAUUCGAGAAAGUGCUGCAGUGCGAAAACAUUUUCAAAAUCGUAUGCCGGCAAAACUAGCAGCAGAAUGUGAGGGUGACGAAGGAGACGUGAAGCAGUUAGAGAUGGAUGUUACCAUGGAAACACUCUUUAUAGACAAUGAUGGAGACAUUUCAGUAAAACGGGAGAACUCAAAUGAGAGUGGUGAAAAUGUAAAACGAAAAAAAAAGAAUGGUGGAAAAACAGAUGAACAACACAGUGAAAAUGUAAUAAAUUCAACAAGUGAAAAGAAAAUUAAAAAGAAAAAAAAGAAAAAGAAAAAAUCCAAAGCUGAAGCACUGGAGUUGUAAAAAUGGACAUAAUAAAGAAUAAUUUGUA
This is a messenger RNA of Gigantopelta aegis, 1733 nucleotides long. Its product is annotated as periodic tryptophan protein 1 homolog. Gene Ontology annotation, cellular component: nucleus. Gene Ontology annotation, biological process: rRNA processing. The record is from RefSeq and is a predicted model, not a curated record. Lineage: Eukaryota; Metazoa; Mollusca; Gastropoda; Neomphalida; Peltospiridae. The coding region runs from base 44 to 1705 and encodes 553 amino acids. The transcript has 15 exons. Gene Ontology annotation, molecular function: protein binding.